Messenger RNA from Prunus armeniaca (apricot), 1137 nucleotides. Lineage: Eukaryota; Viridiplantae; Streptophyta; Magnoliopsida; Rosales; Rosaceae. The record is from the annotation of a GenBank genome assembly.
AUGGUCAAGCAUCUUGUUGGUGCAGAUAGCAAGAAGAUUGGUGGUCAUGAUUUGCUCCGCGAAGUGGUCCGUGAGCCGUCUAGCUCACCUGUUGAGAGGCAAAGAGAUGCAGAUUUUCCUCUCCAAAGUUCAGGUCACUUAUACCAGUCGAAGAGUGGAGGUCGAUGUGGGAGGUCUGCUCACUCAACCAACCAUCAUGAUCCAACUGUUGAGUCACGUGUAGUCAAGCAUGGAGUUGAUUCGUCGCCGCAAAUUCUUUUGGAAGCGAAAGGUUCUUCUGCAACGUCAGGGGUUGAUCCAAAGGUGGACCAGUCUAGCUCUGCAGGGGAUGCGGGCGUGUCUGAUUUGCUCAAGAUGCACUUUCUAUCAAGUCCAUCCUCUUGUGCUGAGCUGGUUGAUCAAAUCCGUCAGGCUGGCGAUCCUGGUACUUUUUCAAGUCUUUCCUUAGAAAAACAAAGGGAAGCAACACUUCAUCUACUUCAAAAAGGAGUAGUUUUUGCUGCUGAGACCAUUUGGAACUGGUCUGCUGUUGCCCCAUCUUCUGCUCAGCACAGUGAGUUGGAGAAGAAGAAUGCCAAGCUAGUUAGCAAACUUUCUACCGAGCAGACCCGUUAUGAGAAGAAGACGUCUGAUUUGCGGGCGAUGAUAUCUGAGCUCAAGAGUUCCUUUGCUGAGAAGGAUUCUGAGCUUAACUCUUCCGCUGCUGACUUGGCAAGUCGAAAAGAUGCUUACUUCCACCUUGAGCGCAAGACUGCUGACAUCUCUCAUAGCUACGACAAGCUUUUAGCUGGAUUUCACGCCUAUCAUGAGUCUGCUGAGGAAUCCAAGUCCGAAGUUGCCAUGGAUGCGUACAAGUUAGGCUACUUGGACUGCACAAAUGGACAUGAUCCCUUCUAUGCCAUUGGAGAUGAAGACAUCAAGGUGCUCUAUCCUGACUUGCCCAUUGUGCAAAGUGAGGAGGCUAAUGUUGUGAACACAGAAGGAGCUGAAGAGCAGGUGGCUGAAGAAGCGGUAGCCGAAGAGGAUGAAGCAAAAGAGGAUGCAGUUGAUGAUGUGGUGGCAGACAUCAUAGAUCAGACCUGCGGAGCUGCUGAGAGCGUGGUUGAUCAAGUGGAUGCUGAAGAGGCUGCAAAUUAG